GGCCAUGUGACCGGAAAGCGGAACUCGGCGGGGGAUGGUGGUGGCGCGGCGCGCGGUUCCCAUGGGGUCCUGGGCCGUCGCCCCUCCCUCCUCGCUGCGCUGCCUCGGCUCUCGGGCGGGUCCCCCCGACCCUUAUGAGGUGCUGGGGGUGCGGCCAGGGGCGACAGCGGCCGAGAUCAGAGCCGCCUUCCUGCAGCGCUGCAAGGAGGUCCACCCCGACGGGGACCCCCAGGACCCCUCCCGCCACACUCGGUUUCUGCUCCUGGCCGAGGCCUACGGGACCCUCAGCUCCCCCCGCACCCCCCCCCGAGACCCCCCCCGGGACACCCCCCCACCGAGGAGUCCCCCGCGCCGAGGAGAGACCCCCCGCCCUGGCAGCCCCCCGCGAUCUGACCACAACCAGCGGUACUGGGAGCAGUUCCGCCCCCCUGGGGGCCCCCCUGGUGCCCCCCCCCGCCGCCUGCUGGGGCUCUGCCUGCUGCUCGCAGCCCUGGGGGGGGUGGUGCACGCCCUCGCCUACAGGUACGUGGCUGGGGCCCAUGCUGCCUUCCUGGAUGAGAGGGACCGGGUGCUGCGGGCAGCCUACGAGCGGGCGCGGAGCCGUGCCGGGUCGCGGGAGGAGGUGCUGGGGCGGCUCCGGGCCUCGCUCCAGCGGGGCCGGAGGGGCGGGGGGGGGCGAUAA
Molecule: messenger RNA, 682 nt
Organism: Cuculus canorus (common cuckoo)
Lineage: Eukaryota; Metazoa; Chordata; Aves; Cuculiformes; Cuculidae
Gene: DNAJC4
Product: DnaJ heat shock protein family (Hsp40) member C4
Exons: 7
Coding region: 35-682 (215 amino acids)
Source: RefSeq, a predicted model, not a curated record